GAAGCAGCAGAGCCAGAGAGAGGGAGAUGAUGGGGUGUUUGGUUCUCUACAAUUCAACCCUUCCGAUCAAUACCGUUUCAAAAUCGGUUACCAAUCUUAACGGCUUCAAUUUUCCCGCCACCUUCAAGACUUCGUUAUCGUUUUCUUCAAGUUCAACGUCUCGAUUUACAGUGAAUUGUAGAGACAGAACUGGAGAAGAACCGAAACUCUCUGAUUCUUCGGCUUACGCUGUCCUUGGGGUCGAUCCCAGUUGCUCAGCUGCCGAGCUUAAGGCCGCUUUCAAAGCCAAAGUCAAGCAGUUUCACCCCGAUGUAAAUAAAGAAGGGGGAGAUUCAGACAAGAUGAUUCGCCUUGUAAUUCAAGCAUACGAGCUGUUAUCCUGUUGCAGCCGAUCAGAGAUCAUUGAGAGGGAAUGUUUAGAUCCAUUUGAUGAGCCGGAAUGCGAGGCAUUUGAUCUCUUUGUUAAUGAAGUUCUUUGUGUUGGCAAAGGCUGUCCAUAUUCGUGUGUAAAUAGAGCACCUCAUGCCUUCACAUUUGUUUCUUCAACCGGAACCGCACGAGCAACUUCUCAAGGACACGGUGAAGAUUACCAAGUUCAGCUUGCAGUUGGCCAGUGCCCAAGAAGCUGUAUUCAUUAUGUUACACCUUCACAGAGAAUCGUUCUGGAGGAGCUUCUGGACAGCAUCUUGGACACACCUUAUGAUACUUCAGCUGAGGCAGACUUGCUUUAUUCGCUUAUCGUUAAAGCCAGGUUUGAGAACAACCGGUAUCAGAAGCCGAAGAAGCAACCAAAGGGCUCAACCCAACAUGUAGAUUGGUUUUGAUAUUUGGAUUUCCAGGCUUCAUCCCAGAGGCAAAGCAUAACCAGUCACCAUGCUGAUACUGCAACAUAUGCUAAUGCUCCUUGUCAUGUAAUGAGAUGAAAUUCAAGUAACAGAAAUGCUCUAUUCAGUUGCCCAGUGUGUGCCUUACUUCAAUCCAUGGUGAUUAGUAUAUAGGUAUUGGAGAGUAAGCCUUGCGGGCAAUAUCGGAUUCUAGUGUUUGUAUGAUCAAUAAAGAAAAUAUUACACUCCAUUUGACCA
Molecule: messenger RNA, 1082 nt
Organism: Vitis riparia (riverbank grape)
Lineage: Eukaryota; Viridiplantae; Streptophyta; Magnoliopsida; Vitales; Vitaceae
Product: chaperone protein dnaJ C76, chloroplastic-like
Exons: 7
Coding region: 27-824 (265 amino acids)
Source: RefSeq, a predicted model, not a curated record